Molecule: messenger RNA, 470 nt
Organism: Strongylus vulgaris
Lineage: Eukaryota; Metazoa; Nematoda; Chromadorea; Rhabditida; Strongylidae
Source: the annotation of a GenBank genome assembly
AUGGAUCGGCAGCGCAGCACUCAGCACCUUCUUGGUGGAGUUGGUCAUAUUGGACUUCGAAGCGCAACGCAGAUGCUUCUCACAGUACCACAUCGUCCAAUCCUGCUGCUUCUCAUAAUGACACUAAGGCAGUGGACGUUGACUCCAACAUCUUCUUUGACAACUACAUCUGAAGAGGGUAUCCAGGACCAAAAAUUGUCUGGUUGGAGUAGAAUAAGAGCCUUGUAUGAACGUCCUAGCAUGGAGCAUGACUGCUCUGUACGAAUUGCUCGGAUGGCGUUCUUAACGGGAUUUUUUGUUGGUGGAGCGUCUACAUACGUACAAGCGCGAGAAACAUAUGAAAGAAGCAAUGUUGGAAGGAAAUACCUAAGUCCUAGUGAUGCAUUUGUAAGUUUGCAGAGAAAUGUUGCGAAAGUUUUGCCAUACAUGCUUAUUUGUACCUUACUCAGAAGAUCCAUAAGAACAUAAUA